Molecule: messenger RNA, 645 nt
Organism: Orycteropus afer afer
Lineage: Eukaryota; Metazoa; Chordata; Mammalia; Tubulidentata; Orycteropodidae
Gene: TNFAIP2
Product: TNF alpha induced protein 2
Exons: 5
Coding region: 1-645 (214 amino acids)
Biological process (GO): exocytosis; exocyst localization
Cellular component (GO): exocyst
Molecular function (GO): SNARE binding
Source: RefSeq, a predicted model, not a curated record
AUGGCCCUUUAUGCAGCCCCUGGGCUGGCUGCAGACUUCAUGUUUGUGACUUUGACCCUACUCCUGGAGUUCCGACAGGGGAAGGGGCUGGUGAAGGGGCUGCCACUGUUCAAAAGGUUCACGCAGACCCGCUGGGCCGCCCCUACAGAGAUCCUGGAGGACAUCCUUGCCGCUGUGGACCAGAGGCUGCCUGAGUUCUCAGAACUACAAGACUGCUUCCGGGAGGAGCUCAUGGAGGCUGUGCACCUGCACCUGGUGAAGGAGUACAUCAUCCGCCUCAGCAAGAAGCGCGUGGUCCUCAAGUCGGCCGAGCAGCAGCAGCACCUGGCGGGACACAUCCUCAACAACGCUGACCUCAUCCAGAGCUUCUGCGCUCAGAACGGCUCCCGUGCCACCUGGCUGGAUCCUGCCCUCCCCAAGCUGGCCGAGAUCAUUCGCCUGCAAGACCCCAAUGCCAUCAAGAUUGAGGUGGCCACUUAUGCCAGCUUGUACCCCGACUUCAGCAAAGGCCACCUGAGCGCCAUCCUGACCAUCAAGGGGAAUCUGUCGAGCAGUGAAGCCCGGAGCGUCCGAAGCAUCCUGGAUGUCAGCAUUGGGUCGCAUGAGUCUUCCCACCCCCUAUUUUCACUUAUAAAUGUUGGUUAG